Molecule: messenger RNA, 2046 nt
Organism: Chaetura pelagica (chimney swift)
Lineage: Eukaryota; Metazoa; Chordata; Aves; Apodiformes; Apodidae
Gene: ANKZF1
Product: ankyrin repeat and zinc finger domain containing 1
Exons: 15
Coding region: 1-2046 (681 amino acids)
Molecular function (GO): protein binding
Source: RefSeq, a predicted model, not a curated record
AUGGAGAAGCCCACGGCCACCAGCAGCGAGGAGAAGCCCCUGGGAGCCCCCGAGGUGCCGGAGCGGAUGUGCUGCUCCACCUGCGGGCAGGUGUUUGGCAGCCGGGAGGAGCAGGGGAGUGGGACUGAGCACUACCGUCUCGACUGGCACCGCUUCAACCUGAAGCAGCGACUCCUGGGGCGCCGGCCGCUGCCGGUAGAAGUGUUUGAGGAGAAAACCCGCACAGGUGAUGUUUCCAGCAUCUCGGGGUCUGAUUCAGAGAGCUCAGAUGCAGGCAGUGAGUCAGAGUUGCUACCCUCUGCCAGCGACAGCCCUGGGAACCCCCAGACCCCCCAGAUCCCCCGCUCCCACAAGGUGCUGUUCCGCAAUGCAACCGGGCAGCUCAUCUGUGCCUACCGCUGCGUGCUGAGCACCAGGAAGGGUGGCAGUGAGGAGCCAGAAGAGCUGGCAGUGUCACUGCAGAGCCUCGGUGUGAGCACGUGCUGGGUUGUGCUGAUGAUGGGCGGUGGGCACUUCGCAGGAGCUGUGUUCCGGGGUCCCCAGGUGCAGGAGCACAAGACCUUCCAUCGCUACACGGUGCGAGCCCGGCGGGGCACAGCCCAGGGCCUCCGGGAUGCCCAGACCCCAGGGUCAGCACCCAGGUCAGCCGGAGCCUCCCUGCGGCGUUACAACGAGGCCGCGCUGCUCAGGGAUAUUCAGGACCUGCUGGCAGCCUGGGCACAGCACCUGAAUGAAGCUCAGCGCAUCUUCCUCCGGGCCCCUCGUCACAACCGUGUGCUGCUCUUUGGUGGCAGGAACCCGCCCCUCACCCAGGGCGACCCUCGCAUCUGUCACAUCCCCCUCAGCACCCGCAGGGCCACCCUGAGAGAGGUGCUGCGAGUCCACACCAUGCUGGCCAGCCUGCAGGUGUAUGGGAAGGACACAGCACUGGAGGAUAUCACUGGGUCCCCCCGGAAGGGCUGGCAGAAGAGGCGGCGGAAAGCAGAGAUGGAUCCUCCACAAGAGGACACAACUGCCCCUGUCUUAUCACCCCCUUUAGCACCAGAGGAGGAGGAGGAAGAGGAGGAAGACAGUCCUGCAGGGGAACUAGAGACUGUGGAAGUGACACUGAAUACUUUGGACCUCCGGGAGUUUGAAAUGAUGCCCAAGCGGAACCGCAAAAGGAGGAAGAAGAAGGACAAGAAGGUGGAGAAAGGGCCUUCUGCCAAAGAGACGGGAUGCCAUGGUACCCAGCAGCCUGGCCUGGAGCUGGUGACAGAGCAGCUGGGAGAGGCUGGGACUGAGCCCCUCCCCUGGGGCACUGGAGGAGACCCUCAGACCCAGCUUCGUGAUGCCCUGUUCACUGCCUGCAAAACGGGGGACGUGGGGAUGCUGCAGCACCUCCUGGCUGUGCCAGAGAGCAGGGACCUGCCAGGGGACAGCAAGAAUGGGGAGGACGCACAGCCCCUGAACGUGCCCCACUCCCUGCUCAACGAGCCUGUGGAUGAGCGUGGCUGCACCCUGCUCCAUGUGGCAGCACGGGCAGGGAAGGCUGAGGCUGGGAGCCUGCUGCUGGAGGCAGGAGCGGACCCCGCCCUCAGAGACAGGCAGGAGAGGACCCCCUACUGUGUCUCUGCUGACAAACUGACCCGCAAUGCCUUCCGCAAGUUCAUGGUGGGCCAUCCAGACAAGUACGACUACAGCCGUGCCCAGGUGCCAGGGCCCCUGACCCAGGAGAUGGAGGCCAAGAAGCUGGAGAAGAAGCGGGCACAGAAAGCCCAGCGGAAGCAGCGGGAGCAGGCGCAGCGGGAGGAGCAGCAGCGCUGGGAGCAGCAGCAGAGAGAGAAGCAGCAGUUCGCAGCACUGUCUGACAGAGAGAAGAGGGCCCUGGCUGCCGAGCGGAGGCUGGCUGCGCAGGACACGGGCACAGCUCCUGCCAACAUCAGCCGCUGCUGGCACUGUGGAGAGUCCCUGCUGGGCCAGGUCCCUUUCCAUUACCUGGAUUUCUCCUUCUGCUCCACGGCCUGCCUGCAAACCCACCGCCGGGCCCGGGCUAGCCACACGUAA